This is a messenger RNA of Penicillium expansum, 1191 nucleotides long. Its product is annotated as pepsin-like aspartic protease. The record is from RefSeq and is a predicted model, not a curated record. NCBI's taxonomy places the organism in Eukaryota, Fungi, Ascomycota, Eurotiomycetes, Eurotiales, Aspergillaceae. Gene Ontology annotation, molecular function: aspartic-type endopeptidase activity. The transcript is spliced from 3 exons. Bases 1 to 1191 code for a protein of 396 amino acids. Gene Ontology annotation, biological process: proteolysis.
AUGGUUGUCUUUAGCAAAGUUACCGCUGCUCUCACUUGCUUCUCGGUCGCUGCCUCCGCUGCGGCUGUGCCCGUCAAGAGCCCCCGUCAGGGCUUCACUGUGAGCCAGGUGCAGAAGACUACUACCGGCACCAAGACUGUCAACUUGCCCGGUCUGUACGCCAAUGCACUGUCCAAGUAUGGUGCUACUGUGCCAGCUGUGGUUCACGCUGCUGCCGUGAGCGGUUCUGCCAUUACCACCCCCGACGGUGACGAUGUUGAGUACCUCACGCCCGUCAAGAUUGGCGACUCCACCUUGAACUUGGACUUCGACACUGGUUCUGCCGAUCUCUGGGUCUUCUCCUCCGAGCUCAGCGCUUCAGAGCAGAAGGGUCACGACGUCUACAAGGUUGGUAGCACCGGUACUAAGCUGUCCGGUUAUAGCUGGUCUAUUUCAUACGGUGAUGGUAGCAGUGCUAGUGGUGAUGUCUACAAGGACACUGUCACCGUUGGUGGAGUGACGGCCACUAGCCAAGCUGUUGAGGCUGCCAAGACAAUCAGUGAGGAGUUCUUGGAGGACACCAACAACGAUGGCCUGCUGGGUCUGGCUUUCAGCUCCAUCAACACAGUCAGCCCCAGGUCUCAGACUACCUUCUUCGACACCGUCAAGUCCAGCCUCGACAAGCCCCUGUUCGCUGUGACUCUCAAGCACGGUGCCCCUGGUACCUACGAUUUCGGCUUCAUUGACGAGGAUAAGUUCACCGGAGAUCUUGCCUACGCCGAUGUUGACGACUCCGAUGGAUUCUGGUCCUUCACUGCCGACAGCUACAAGAUUGGCUCCGGUUCUGCUGGCGGCUCUAUCACUGGUAUUGCUGAUACUGGUACCACCCUUCUCCUGCUCCCCGACUCUGUUGUCACCGCCUACUACCGAAAGGUUACCGGUGCCAAGAACAGCAACUCUGCUGGUGGCUAUGUCUUCCCUUGCUCUGCCAGUCUGCCUGACUUCACUGUGACCAUCGAUGGCUACGACGCCGUUGUUCCCGGAUCGUUCAUCAACUACGCCCCCGUCAGCACUGGCAGCUCCUCCUGCUUCGGUGGUAUCCAGAGCAACUCUGGCCUUGGCUUCUCCAUCUUCGGUGAUAUCUUCCUCAAGAGCCAGUACGUCGUUUUCGACUCUGAGGGACCUCGUCUUGGCUUCGCCGCCCAGGCAUAA